This is a messenger RNA of Pollicipes pollicipes, 2082 nucleotides long. Its product is annotated as rhomboid-related protein 1. Gene Ontology annotation, cellular component: membrane. Gene Ontology annotation, molecular function: serine-type endopeptidase activity. The coding region runs from base 464 to 1297 and encodes 277 amino acids. NCBI's taxonomy places the organism in Eukaryota, Metazoa, Arthropoda, Thecostraca, Pollicipedomorpha, Pollicipedidae. The transcript is spliced from 5 exons. The record is from RefSeq and is a predicted model, not a curated record.
CAUUCAGCCUGGGGUGGGAGCGCUCGCGCCGGCCGUUCGCCGCCGACCCAGGGCCGGGUCAAGGGUCAGGUCAGAGGUCAAGGUCGGCGGAGCCCACCUCUGCAGACCAGCUGGUGAUAUGCGGACGGUCGCCGGUGACCUCUGGGGCGACUGGCGAUCCUUAUGAUCACCAUUGCCUCAGACGGUGUGCUGUUCACUGCAGAGGUGGGGGUGAUCAUCUGCUAGUGCCAGCGACCCGCGACAGGUACCAGUGACCUCUAGACCGCCGCGCGAUCUUGGACAGCCCUUGGCUGGCUCUGGCUUUGGGCACGAUGCCCGAAGGUCUCGGGACGGCGGCGCCGUUGCUAAGUGACCUUCUCGCGACCUUACGGCGUGCGUGAGCGAAGUGCUUGGCUGGGACGGGCGAUUUCGAACGAACAGGAAACGACACGAAACCCAGCGCCCCCGUGAGCCUACGCUCAGGAUGGGCAAGCGGCGCGGCGACGUCUGCCUGCUGGAGGAGCGGGAGCGCAAGUACUACGCCGACCACUACCGGUGCUGGCCGCCCCCGCUCUUCAUCGUGUCCGUCACCCUGCUGGAGCUCGGCUUCUUCAUCUACUACACGGCGGCCGGUGGUGCCACGAGCGCCACGACCCCGCGCUUGACCCCAGCCACCCCCUUGACCUCGAUGGGGGUGGUGCCGCUCGACUCGGUGCUGCUGUACCGGCCCGAUCGCCGCUGGCAGCUGUGGAGGUUCGUCACGUACAUGGUGCUGCACGCAAGCUGGUGGCACCUGAUCUUCAACCUCCUGGUGCAGCUGGUGGUGGGCCUGCCGCUGGAGAUGGUGCACGGCUCGGCCCGCGUCCUCACCGUCUACCUGGCCGGUGUCCUGGCGGGCAGUCUCGGAACUUCUGUCUGUGACACCAGCCGCCAGGUGUACCUAGUAGGCGCCUCCGGCGGUGUCUACGCGCUCCUCACUGCACACAUCGCGAAUGUUCUGCUGAAUUACAACCACAUGGAGUUCGGCAUCAUGCGCCUGAUAAUCGUGUUGCUAAUCGCGGGCUGCGACGUCGGAUUCGCUGUGUACCACCGCUAUGCCACGGUCGUGCCAUCCGUGGAUCCGGCCGUAAGCUAUGCUGCGCAUCUGGCCGGCGCGGUGGCGGGCCUGUCGCUCGGCGUGGUCGUCCUCAGAAACUUCGCACAGAAGCUGCACGAGCAGCUGAUGUGGUGGGUGGCGCUGGGGGUGUACCUCGCCUGCACCCUGUUCGCUGUCCUCUUCAACGUCCUUCCGACGACAGAGCACGGAGGGUACGUGUGAAGAGCGCCUUACGUGUGAAGAGCGCCUUCUGAAUGAUAUAACUGUGGAUGGUGGAGGCUGCCCGGACGGCAGCCUUUCGCCAGCCCCAGGAAGAAGCCGAAAUAAAUUUGCGGUCGUGGAGAAAAUGCAAUGAACAGUGUAGGUGCGAUGGAACCUGUGUGAUCUGGUAGCAUUGUGACAGCCGUGGGUACGGAGCGGAGUGCUGAUGAUCUGGGGGCGUGGUGGGUGAGUUCUUCUCACCCGCACUAGAUGUGAUAUUGCUGGGUAUUCGGGACAGAAUCUCGGGACACGGGGUUUGGAGCGUCGUUGCAUUUAAGACUGAUAUUCCGGGCGCGUUUUGCGCGCGGGUCGCGCCGUGAUGUUGCGCAGGUAGUUGUAGACACGCCUCUUGCGCCGCCGGGCUGGCGCAUUUUCUCGCGUUUGGGAUGGGCAGGCUGCUAUUGCGUGGAUAACUGUUCUUUGUCCGUCGAUAGAUGCAAAUUUCCAGAAAUGCUGCGUUGCGGUCUUUGUCGUGCGAUAUUUGUUGGCAAACGUGGAAUGGGUUUCAGCCGUUUGUUCCUUUUCCCGAUCAAAUACCUUACUUGAUGCUCACCCGUUAGAAGUGCGGGAGUCGUCGUAGCGUUGCCCGUGCAUUUGUGUAUACCAAAGAUAAUACUGCCAGUGGAGUCAGCGGCGGUACGCCCUGCCACACUAACCGAGGCACCGGCCCGGCCCGGCCCGGCCCAGCCCAGCUCGGCUCGGCCCGGCCCGGCUCGGCUCGGCUCGGCUCGGCUCGGCUCGGCUCG